CAUAGACGAUACAGAAAUUCGCAUCAUUCGUUCCGUUUCAUCCAUUUCAUUUUAUCAGCGAGCGAAUUUCCAUGAAGGAAAGAAUUGGAUGAGAUUUUUUUUGACGUCACCUGUGUGAAUGAAGUGCGAUACAAAUCGGUGUGAACUUGAAGUGACGGAAUGUUUUACAGUAGUCUUACGUUUUGAACCUUUUUGAUUGACAACCGUACUUGGAACAACAAUGACGGAAGAGAAAGCUCCGACGCAAGAAUACAAGCUCGAACCUGACUGUGAGCUACGGUUCGAACUUGAACAAAAGAAUGAAAAAGUUACUUUAGAGCUGAAGAGCGGUCUUGCCGAAGUGUUUGGCACAGAACUAGUUAAAGGAAAAAAAUACGAAUUCACUGCUGGUGCAAAGCUCGCAGUGUUCACAUGGCAAGGAUGCGUUUUAGAACUGGUGGGAAAGACAGAUGUGAUAUAUGUAGCCAAAGAGACGCCAAUGGGCGUUUACCUCAACUGCCAUGCGGCGAUGGAGCGAAUGCGUGAAACAGCAGAAAAAGAAGAUACAGUUGGACCUAUAACAAUGGUUGUAGGGCCCGGAGAUGUGGGGAAAUCCACUUUCUGCAGACUGUUGCUAAAUUAUGCAGUUCGAAUGGGGCGAAGACCAGUUUUUGUUGAUCUUGAUGUCGGUCAAGGAGACAUAGCAAUACCUGGAACAGUUGGAGCUUUAUUAGUAGAAAGACCGGCGAACAUUGUCGAAGGAUUCAGUCAACAAGCCCCGCUUGUCUUUCACUUUGGCCACUCCAGUCCGAGCGCAAACACUGCACUGUACAAUCUCUUAGUUUCACGAUUGGCUGAAGUCUGUUCAGAUAGACUUCAAGCCAAUAAGAAAGCUAAGGCCUCAGGAAUCGUUAUAAACACUUGCGGCUGGAUCAAGGGUGCCGGUUAUAAACUACUGACUCAUGCUGCGCAGGCUUUUGAAGUUGACGCGAUUUUAGUGCUCGAUCAAGAGCGUCUCUAUAAUGAACUAGUCAGAGAUAUGCCAGACUUUGUGAAGGUCGUUUUCCUCCCAAAAAGCGGUGGCGUUGUUGAGAGGAGUAAAUCUUUAAGGACCGAAUCACGGGAUAAAAGAGUUCGCGAGUAUUUCUACGGCUUUAGAACUCCACUCUACCCUCACAGCUUUGAAGUCAAAUGGAGCGAAGCGAGGCUCUACAAGGUGGGAGCUCCGAUGCUGCCAGCGUCAUGUAUGCCUCUAGGAAUGAAAGCGGAAGAUAAUUUGACAAAACUUGUAGCUGUUACCCCAGGCCCAAGUUUGCUCCAUCACUUACUCUCAGUCUCGUUUGCUGAUUCCCCUGAAGAUGACGUUGUACAGACCAAUGUGGCAGGCUUUGUAUGCGUAACUAACGUCGAUGUCGAGAGGCAAACUUUUAUGGUCUUAAGUCCACAACCAAGGCCUCUACCAAACACCGUCCUCCUUCUGUCGGAUAUCCAAUUUAUGGAUAGCCAUUAGCUUUUAGAUUAAGGGAAUUUUACACAUGCGUAAACGCAACUCAACACUUUUUCCAUAUAAAAAUAUGUAUAUUUUUUUAGGUGACAAUACAAAUAAAUUUUAAGAUGUUUGAAACUUAUGUUAUGCAAAUGAUUAUAUUGUUUACCUCAGUCCUAAAAUCAUUAGGAUAAUACAACUUGGUUUAUGGAUGAACAUGAUCAGAACUAAAUAAUCGCUAUUUAGUGAUGCUACUAAUCGUGAGCAGUGAUUGAUUCAUAUUAAUCAGUUGCAUUCGGUAUUUUUAAGGCACCAUGCUCAAUCUUUGGGUGAAAACUCAAGCAAGUGAGUAUUAAUCGCUCAGGAUAUACCCCGAGCAAAUACUACAGACAGCAGCCUCUGAUUGCAACUCAGAGCUUCUUGAAAAGCUCACUUU
Diprion similis is the source of this 1901-nucleotide messenger RNA. RefSeq names its product protein CLP1 homolog (gene cbc). Lineage: Eukaryota; Metazoa; Arthropoda; Insecta; Hymenoptera; Diprionidae. Bases 221 to 1489 code for a protein of 422 amino acids. Gene Ontology annotation, cellular component: nucleus; mRNA cleavage factor complex. Gene Ontology annotation, molecular function: polynucleotide 5'-hydroxyl-kinase activity. The record is from RefSeq and is a predicted model, not a curated record. Gene Ontology annotation, biological process: tRNA splicing, via endonucleolytic cleavage and ligation. The transcript is spliced from 3 exons.